AUGAAUUCUGCUAACGAUGCCAUUUUUUAUGGCGACAAGAACUCAGCGCACUACAACGAUCUAAGCGAAAGUGCUGCAGACAUGUGUGUGAAAAAUGGAGGCAUUCAAAACGAUUAUAUCAUGAGCAAUGAUGUGACAAGUGAGGGAGUCGAUAUGGCAGUGGAGCCCGGGGAAAAUGGGGCUGGCAAUGCCGCAUACCUACAUACACCUCUCCACCAGCACUCGCCGCCGCACAGAGGGGAGCGAAAAAAAAAACAGUACGGAAAAGCUGAAAGAGACAAAUAUGACCGAAUUGAAGAAAUAGAAAAGUACCUCAACAUUAACAACGCCACGAAUGUUUGCUCGCUCAGAAUUAAAUUAUGGGAGGCACUAAUGCUUUAUGUAAUCAAUGUAAACGCAGAGCUGAUUUACUUCAUAAUAAACUGCCUCAUGGAGGUGGAAGUCUACUGGGGGGAAGAAGCAACCAACAAUUUGCAAGACAUUUUGAGCCUAAUCAACGAUAAAAAGUAUAAAGAAGUGGCAAACAAAAUUGGGGAAACAUUAUCUAGCUUGUCCGUAACGACAGGAAAAGCGACCGAAGAAAAUCCUUUUUUUUACACCCUGAUAGUCUCCUCUAAGAGAGACGAAAAUAGCAACAGCUAUAACUCCGACUUGGCAUGCGAACUGAACAAAAUUCUGCAGUAUGAGCAUAACAGACUGUCCAACCAAAAUAAUAAUAAAAAAUUGGAAUACAAAAUUAUUGAGGUGAGCAACGCGAAGGAGGCCCUCCUAGCUUGCCUAAUAAACUCGCAGAUUUUGUCUGUUGUGCUGGUGGACAAUUUAGCCAUUGAUGAGGACUACAAGAGGGAGCGAUUUGAGUUUUACAAUUUCGGGGAGGAGGCCUCCGUGAACAAGUGCGGCGCGGCGUCGCCCUAUGGGCUGAACUGCGGCAUGGUGGGUGGCGGCGCCCAGAUGAAGCCCGCCUUCACGCACAGCGCGCACAACGGGUCGUCCUCCAACAGCAGGGACGCCAUGCGGAAUAUGAUUCUCUCCAACUAUCGCGGCUGCAGCGGUAACAACGGGAGCGUGUGCAACAAUUACUGCGGUGGGCACUGCGGAAGUGGGCACUGCGCGAACAACCACUACAGCAGCGGCAGCACCGUGCUGAAUGAGCACAGGAAGGGAGCCAACCUGCUCAUGAAGGACUACAAAUUCGACAUAGGGAACUUCGUGCUGGGGUACGAACAGCUGGUGGCUGCGCCCUUGGAGAAGAUGAAGAAGGGGUUCAACAGCCUGGUGAUUCUGAUUAAGAGCAUCGCGUAUAUUAGAAGCUCCGUGGACAUUUUUUGCGUGUGCACGUCCAUCACGCUAGAUAAGCUACAAUCGGUGAAUAACAAAAUAAUUCGGAUUUUCACUACACAUGAUGAUCAUAGUGAUUUGCAUGAAUCUAUCCUGGAUGGGGUGAAAAAGAAGAUAAAGACGCCCUUUUUUAACGCCUUGAAAGCGUAUGCCGAGAGACCCAUUGGGGUGUUUCACGCGCUGGCUAUUAGCAAAGGGAACAGCGUUAGGAGAAGCAGGUGGAUACAAUCGCUGCUCGAUUUUUAUGGGGUAAAUUUGUUUAAGGCAGAAUCUAGUGCCACCUGCGGAGGGCUAGACUCUCUGCUAGACCCACAUGGGUCAUUGAAAGAAGCCCAGAUAAUGGCUGCACGUGCGUACGGGAGCAAGUACUGUUUUUUCGUCACAAAUGGAACCUCCAGUUCGAAUAAAAUAGUGAUGCAGGCCUUGGUGAAGCCAGGAGAUGUUAUCCUAGUGGAUAGAGCUUGCCACAAAUCGCAUCAUUACGGGUUUGUUCUAAGUCAAGCCCUACCCUGUUAUUUAGAUCCCUACCCGGUGUCGAGAUACGGAAUAUACGGUGCAGUACCGAUCUAUGUAAUUAAGAAGACGCUCCUAGAGUAUAGAAAUAGUAACAAGCUACACCUGGUGAAGCUGAUAAUUCUGACGAAUUGCACCUUUGACGGAAUUGUGUACAACGUGAAGAGGGUCAUCGAGGAAUGUCUAGCCAUCAAGCCAGAUUUGAUUUUCCUCUUUGACGAAGCAUGGUUUGCGUAUGCAUGUUUUCAUCCCAUUUUGAAGUUCAGAACAGCCAUGACUGUGGCGGAUAAAAUGAGGAACCACGACCAGAAGAUGAUUUACAACAAGGUGCAUAAGAAGCUGCUGAGGAAGUUUGGGAAUGUAAAAAGUUUAAACGAGGUAGCAGCGGAGAAGCUACUAAAAACGAGGUUAUACCCAAACCCAGCUGAGUACAAAGUGAGGGUAUAUGCCACACAGUCCAUCCACAAAUCGUUGACAUCUCUCAGGCAAGGCAGUGUCAUUCUGAUCAGCGAUGAUAACUUCGAGUCUCAUGCGUACACCCCGUUUAAGGAAGCGUACUACACCCAUAUGUCGACCUCCCCCAAUUAUCAAAUCUUGGCCACGUUAGAUGCAGGGAGGGCUCAAAUGGAACUGGAGGGAUAUGGCCUAGUGGAGAAGCAAGUGGAAGCAGCGUUCCUCAUCAGGAAGGAACUAAGUGAGGACCCCAUGAUUUCUAGAUACUUCAGAACGCUCAACGCGGAGGAUCUAAUCCCGGAUAGUUUGAGACAGUGCCAUAAUAUGUACAUGAAGAGGAAGAAGAAGUGUACCAAGGAGGGUUACUCCUCUGACUCGAAGGGGAGUGUCAAUGGAACCUAUUCGUGUGUGUCAAACAACCAGGGUAAGGGAAGCACUACCACGAAGGAGCAACGUUCCAGAGGACUGCGAAAAGCGAGGAGGGGAGGAAGCGUCACGAAAUAUGAGCAGCCAAUACAGAGCAGCAACAUCUCCUCGCACGAAUGUGUAAAUGACACAAAUGGGUGCUCCAAUCAUGUAGUGAGAAAUUCGCUCAUGUUGGGGGAUUUUACCAAUAAUAAUAAUUGCACUGUGGAGGGAGGCCUGAACGACUACGGUAAUGGUGACCCUCGUGGGGGAGUCAAACUGAGCAGGAGAAGAAGCCGUAGAGAUGAGCGAAACGGAAAGGAGGGAGGGACAUCAGGAACGAUGGAUGACAGCAACAAUGGAAGCAUCAUCAUGAAUAGCGAAAAUGAUAACCUGAGCUAUGUACAAGAUAGGCAUAAUAAAAAUUAUAGCAGUUCCUCCUACUCAUAUGGGAUGAAGAAUUUCUUGGAAUAUUUCGAAUGCUCCUGGUUGAGCGAAGACGAAUUUGUGUUGGACCCCACCAGGAUUACACUAUUCACGGGUUACUCAGGAAUUGAUGGAGAUACCUUUAAGGUGAAAUGGCUCAUGGAUAGGUACGGCAUUCAGAUAAACAAAACGUCCAUCAAUAGUGUCCUCUUCCAAACGAAUAUCGGGACGACCGGUUCGUCUUGCCUCUUUUUGAGGAGUUGCCUCUCGCUGAUAUCUCAGGAGCUCGACCAGAAGAAGAGCCUCUUCAACGAGAGAGACCUAAACCAGUUCAACGAUAGUGUGUACAAUUUAGUCUCCAAUUAUAUAGACUUGUCCGAGUUUAGCGAAUUUCACCCCCUCUUCAAGAAGAGAUAUUCUGACCCUAGGGUGUUCAAUAGGGAGGGAGAUUUGAGGAUGGCUUUUUACCUAGCGUAUGAGGAAGAUUACGUAGAAUAUAUUUUAAUGGCCGACUUGAAAGAACGAAUAAGACAAAAUGAGUUGAUCGUUUCGGCUAGCUUCAUCAUUCCAUACCCUCCAGGGUUCCCCGUAUUGGUACCGGGACAGUUGGUUAGCCAAGAAAUCGUGGAGUACCUCUCAGGGCUCAGUGUUAAAGAGAUACACGGUUAUGAUGAGAGCAUAGGGUUCAGAUGCUUCUACAAUUUUGUCCUGGACUAUUUUUACAACCUGGUAACGUCCGACCCGUAUGGCUACUACCAUAAGAUAGAUAAGGGCACCUACGAUCGGUUGAAAUAUUCCAAUUUGAGCAAGCGAAGGAGCAUAGACAGUUCGUACCACCUCUACAUAUGCGACAAUGAAACGAACAGGAUGAAGAAGACGCAUGUGUGCAAUGGGAGCUUCUCGAUUGAUAAUCAUACCGCCAUUAGUGACACCUACGAGGAUGUUGUGCAGGUGAAUAAUUUGAGGAGUGAUCACGGACGGGGCAACCAUCACCCGGUUGGUCCGUAUGACGGUGGGAACAACGGAUCGGUGCCCACCAUUCCAACCUUGCCGCAGGUCGCGAAGGGGGUAGGCGAAGUCAACAAUGAGCAGGCCAUGCUCAGCGCCUCGGUGGGCAGCAUGUCCAAGGGCAACUUCGCCAAAGCGCGCGGAAAGGAAACGUUCAUCGCGAGGGAGCAGACCCGCGCCGACCGGAGACAGACGAAUGUAUAUUACAACCACUCAAACGAUGUGGUGAAGUACAGCCAGAGUAGCUCCCACGUUAGUAAGAUAAAAGAAAAUGUGUUAAUUGUUCAGGGCGGGAAAGCCUACGCCAGUUGUGAUGCUGGCAGGAGCUCCGCCAACUACCGCUAUCGGGAUGACCCUUCCAUGUCAGUGCCCAAGCACAGGAAGGGGAAGAAGUGCAAGGGGUGUAAAUCCUGCGGUGGAGGGAAGGGCAGCCAGGCGGAGUUAGCCAAGCGAAGGGGCCGAGCGGAGUGCACCCCCCACGAGAGAGAAGACACAGAUGAUUUCGCCAGUGAAGGCAGCAAGGAGGAUGAUGUCCACGCAGGGGGAAGACACCUCCCAGGCAGAGCUUCAAAUGGUAGAGUUACAAAGAAGGGGAGGAAAAAGAAUGCCGCCAAGAGGGCCUCGGCCCGGGAUAUAGCAGCGGAGGCGAGUGAGCCAAAGGACGCGGAUGAGAAGGCGGAGGAGAAAUUGGAUGAAAAAGAGGGUGACAAUACCAACAGCGAUGACGACACGACCGUGCCCGACGAGGACGGCGAGAGCACCUCGCCCGCGAAGGAAAGAAGGCGCGGCGGCAAAGCGCAUCACGUAGAAGGAACGGACAGUGGAAGCUACAUCACGAGGGAGAAAGGCAGCAGAGGGGCCAAGGGUCGAAAACAAAGAGGUUUCCGCAAUCGCAACCGCAACCGCAGCCGAAGCAGCACCGUGCAGAGUGACGCCACGGGGAACACUCCGAGCCAGGCGAAUCCCAUGACGGAAGUUCACCCCGUGAGGAAGGCGACAAAAAAUGAUAGACGUGAAGAGGACAGGUAUGGGGACGAGUUGGGGGGUGGCCCCACUCCAAAGAUGAGGCAGUCGAACCGUGUUAUGUGCAACCAAGCGGGGAAAAUUGGGUUGAGCACGCAGAGGAAGUCAGCAGCGGGUAGCAGUAAACGGGAGGAUAAUGUUGGAGGUGCGAGUGGACGUGCUGGCGGAAGCGCCAGUCGUUCCAGCGGGCAAGGCAGCGGCAUGACCCUCUCGGAGAACUACCAAUCAAGCGAGAGCCUAAACAAAAGGGGAGCCCACAGCCACCUCAGCAGGAAGAGUUCCAGUGGGCUCAGCGCGAGUGAAAAGGCCAACCAUAGUGCUACCUUAUGCGGGGGGAAAAAUGCGAAAAAAAAUGACCAAGAGGGGCACAAGGUGAAGGAAAUGAACAGCCCAAACGGGUCGGAGAGGAAAGACUCAAAUCAUGAAGCACUCUUAAAGAGAGAGAUUUUUAUUGAUGAGGAAGACCCAGACAAGGUAAUCGCGGACCACACUGGUAGUGACAACUGCUCGAAGAAUAGAGCCACUCCGGAGGUUCACCUGCCACGUAGCAGCGGCAGCAUUAGUGGUGGUGACGACGUCAAUGGCAGUGCGAGGAGAGCAGGAAGCCGAGUUGGCCUCCCCCUACACGCGAAUGGAAAUGAUGCCAAUAAUGGAACGCCAAACACGCAGGGGAAGAGUGAAGUAGCCUUCUGUGGAAAUGACUUUCACUAUGAUGAAGAGGAUCUGAAGAUAAAUUCUGCAGCAAGAGAAAACAGCGAAUUGGAGAAGAGCUGCAUGAGGAAGUUAAAUUCGCUUAACAAUAAUAGCUACAUAAAUAAUUUGAUAACACAUGUGGACGACGACACGUUUAUUCAUAAGGAGGGUAAUUUCUUCCUGGAGUGUGCCCUGACCAAUUCCGAAAUAAACGGCAGUUCCUUCGAGAUGGAAAUGUCCCUGAACAAUGUGUAUUCGAAUGGCGGCGAGGGGGGCAGGCACCCCGGGAGCUACGACGGAGGAAAGAAGAGCGACUUUGAGUAG
This is a messenger RNA of Plasmodium vivax (malaria parasite P. vivax), 6183 nucleotides long. RefSeq names its product lysine decarboxylase, putative. The coding region runs from base 1 to 6183 and encodes 2060 amino acids. The transcript has a single exon. The record is from RefSeq and is a predicted model, not a curated record. Gene Ontology annotation, molecular function: arginine decarboxylase activity; pyridoxal phosphate binding. Lineage: Eukaryota; Apicomplexa; Aconoidasida; Haemosporida; Plasmodiidae. Gene Ontology annotation, biological process: L-arginine catabolic process. Gene Ontology annotation, cellular component: cytosol; cytoplasm.